Molecule: messenger RNA, 405 nt
Organism: Knipowitschia caucasica
Lineage: Eukaryota; Metazoa; Chordata; Actinopteri; Gobiiformes; Gobiidae
Source: the annotation of a GenBank genome assembly
AUGAGAGCCACAGACACCAUGGGGCUACAGACACCAUGGAGACACAGACGCCAUGGGAGCCACAGACACCAUGGGAGCCACAGACGCCAUGGAGCCACAGACGCCAUGGAGCCACAGACGCCAUGGGAGCCACAGACGCCAUGGAGCCACAGACGCCAUGCAGCCACAAACGCCAUGGGAGCCACAGACACCAUGAGAGCCACAGACGCCAUGGAGCCACAGACGCCAUUGGAGCCGCCGCAGGAGCCGCCGCAGGAGCCGCCGCAGGAGCCGCCGCAGGAGCUAAUGGUUUUAAAAACACUGCAUCUGGCCUGGUGCACGGACACAUGUGUGAGCUCUGCCCUAGGCCUGGUGCACGGACACAUGUGUGAGCUCUGCCCUGGGCUUGGUCAGUGUUGUGCAUGA